CGGGGGGGCGCUGAGCGGCCUCGCGGCGGCCCCGGGCUGGAGCGGGGGGCGCGCGCCCAGGCUUUCCCCCGCGGGAUGGAGCCGGCUCCGGCGAGGCCGAAGGCCCCGUCCUUCCUCUCGGACCUGGGCAAGGCGACGCUGCGGGGGAUCCGCAAAUGUCCCCGCUGCGGCACCUACAACGGCACGCGGGGGCUGAGCUGCAAGAACAAGACCUGCGGCACCGUCUUCCGCUACGGCACGCGCAAGCAGCCCGGCGUCGACGCCGUCAAGCUCAUCACGGGCUCCGAGUCGCAGGUUUAUUCGGUGCGCCAGCGGGACCGGGGGCCGGAUUACCGGUGCUUCGUGGAGCUCGGGGUUUCGGAGACGGCCAUCCAGACGGUGGACGGCCCCGUGGUGACGCAGCUGGGCACGGGGCGCUGCUACGUGCCGGCCUGCCUGAAAGCGGCCGCGCAAGGCGUGGUGGAGAACCAGUGCCAGCACGUCAAGCUGGCCCUGAGCUGCCAAACGGAAGCCACGCCGCUGGCCCUAAAAAGCUCCGUCCUCAACUCCAUGCAGGCCUCGCCCGAAACCAAGCAAACCAUCUGGCAGCUGGCCGCCGAGCCCACGGGGCCGCUGGUGCAGCGCGUCACCAAGAGCGUCCUGGUGGUGAAGUGCAAGGCCAGCCAGAGGCACAGCCUGGGCUACCUGCACGCCUCCUUCGCCCACAAGGUGAGCGCCAAGACGCUGGCCGAGCACCGCUUCGUCUGCUCCUGCCAAACCCCGAAACCCGGCAAAGGCGGCGCCGCGGGCAAGGAGGAGGCGGCGGCGGCGGCGGCGCGCUGCGUUCACUUCUUCGCCUGCAUCUGCGCCUUCGCCAGCGACGAGAGCCUGGCGCAGGAGUUCGCCGAUUUCCUCGCCUGCGACGCCGGCGGUCUGAAAGGCGUCGCCGUCCCCCCGCUGGUGUGCGGCCCCGAAGCCGCCGCCGUGCAGGCCGGGGAGGCCGCCGCCAAGCCCAAGAAGAGGAAAAAGGACCCGGCGUGCGGGACGCAGGCGAGCGGCCCGCUGCUGGCUCAGGACCCGGCGAGCGGCAGCCUGAGGAGAGGCGGCGCGAAGAAGCCGCCCGUCGCCUCCUCGCUGAAAAGGCAAGAGCCCGUUGCGCCUGCGCCGCCGGGGAACCGGUGAAGGCUGUAACCAGCUGCUGGACGAGUCGCAGGUCACCCUGUCCUUCCAAGACUGGCUGGCCAGCGUCACCGAGCGCAUCCACCAGACCAUGCAUUACCAGUUCGAAGGCAAGCCCGAGCCCCUGGUCUUCCACAUCCCCCAGGCGUUCUUCGACGCGCUGCAGCAGAGGAUAUCCAGCGGGAGUGCCAAGAAGAGGCUGCCCAACUCCACCACAGCCUUUGUCCGCAAAGACGCCCUUCCCCUGGGGACCUUCUCCAAGUACACGUGGCACAUCACCAACAUCCUGCAGCUGCCGCUGGAGAUCACGCGCAGCUUCAUCCAGAACCGGGACGGGACCUACGAGCUCUUCAAGUGCCCCAAGGUGGAGGUGGAGAGCAUCGCCGAGACCUACGGGCGCCUGGAGAAGCAGCCGGCCAUCCGGCCGCUGGAGCUCAAAACCUUCCUCAAAGUGGGAAACACCUCUCCCACCCAGAAGGAGCCCACCCCCUUCAUCAUCGAGUGGAUCCCCAACAUCCUACCUCACUCCCGCAUCGGCGAGCUGCGCAUCAAGUUCGAGUACGGCCACCACGGCAGCCGCCAGCCCGCUGCCUUCUCCGAGCAGCAGUCGCCGGCGCUGGAGCCCGCGCUGGAGCUCGCCCCGCUCGCCACCAUCACCUUCCCCUGAGCCCCUGGGCCACCGGGGCUGGCGCCGGGGCCGCCGGGCAGGCAGGUUAGCCUGGAAGAGACAAAUAAAUCCAGCACGGAAGGGCUGGUUACCUGCUCGCCCUCCAGCAAGCAGCUGCAAAAAUAAAACGUCCCGCUCGCCGGGUGCCCCCUGCUCCUCGCUGCACCCAGGAAAGGCAGGUGGGGGGCUCGGGGGGGGGGCUGCACCCCACAUUUAGGGGUGUACACACCAAGGGUGGCCCCCAGCCAAGCACCACCACCACCCAGGGGAGCCCCAGCUUCAGCUGGGGUGAGCCGAGGGCUUUGGUGCUGAGCAGGGGGCUGGGGGGCACUUGGGGUUCCCCCACCUGAGCGCAGCACGUGCUAAAGGUGCAGAGUUUGUGCUGUUGGGUCACUUCAGCCUCUCCUUGCUCCUAUAUUUGUGGGGGUCUCCUCACGCUUUACACCCUCCCGCGGAGCCCAGCUCCAUCGCUGGCUGCAUCUUCCCCACGGGUGGGCGAGGAGAGAGCAGCCCUGGGGGGAGCAGGGGGUGCACCGCAGCGGGGAGCAGCUCUAGCAGCAGAACCACUGCUCCCCACUGCCUCACCCCCAUCCUCCAGGAGAGCGCCCCCAGGGCUGAACCCCCCCCCCCCCAGCAGCUGCAGGAUGAGGCCCCCCCCCACCCCUGGGAGGAGCCAGGCACUGUGCCCCCCGUCACCCCCACGCAGGAGGCAGCACAGCACCCUCCAGCCUCAGCCAGGGCCUCCCUCCCAAGGGCACGGGGAGGCUGGGGACAGGAGGAGGCCGGGGCUCUCCUGAGCUGCUGCUGGCCUCGUGGUACCAGGAUCCUCACCCCACCUGCAGGGAGAAGAGCUCUGGGAGCUGGGUGCCAAGCACGGUGCUCCAGCAGCCCCCAGACCAUGGGGGGGGGGGGGGGGGGGGGGGGUUCACACCCCCAUCCCCGUGCCCCUCCCGUUGCCGAAACCUCACAGGCUUCCACUGGUCAGGCUGACACCGCUCACCCUGCUACAGGACAUAGGAAAAAAAUAACAAAAAAAUGAAAUAAAAUCACCAAUCUCAGG
Cygnus olor (mute swan) is the source of this 2885-nucleotide messenger RNA. RefSeq names its product chromosome 27 C2orf42 homolog (gene C27H2orf42). The coding region runs from base 156 to 2042 and encodes 628 amino acids. NCBI's taxonomy places the organism in Eukaryota, Metazoa, Chordata, Aves, Anseriformes, Anatidae. The transcript is spliced from 10 exons. The record is from RefSeq and is a predicted model, not a curated record. Gene Ontology annotation, cellular component: nucleus.